Molecule: messenger RNA, 1674 nt
Organism: Clavispora lusitaniae ATCC 42720
Lineage: Eukaryota; Fungi; Ascomycota; Pichiomycetes; Serinales; Metschnikowiaceae
Gene: KCH1
Product: Kch1p
Biological process (GO): potassium ion transmembrane transport
Cellular component (GO): plasma membrane
Molecular function (GO): potassium ion transmembrane transporter activity
Source: RefSeq, a predicted model, not a curated record
AUGCAUCUUUCUGAAGAAGAAAAGGACGUGGACACGUCCACAGUCGAUCUUAUCAAGAUCCACGAGCUCCACAACACGCGAUUCUGGACAGUGAUGUGCUACUUGGGCACGUGGUUUGUGAUUUUGUUGAAGCUUGCCAUUCUUGGUGCAGAUACUUACACGUGUAUCAGUAUAUUGGUUUUCCACCGGUGGUCGAGCGACGACUACCAGGUUUACGAGUUCCAUGUGGCCAAGUGGCUCUUCACAGGAUGUAUUGUCUUCCGGUUUCUUUUGCUUGCGUGGCAGAUCGCCUGGGCCAUCCACAUUUACCGAACGAAAAAUAUAGCGUUGGCAUAUCUCAAUAACUAUGCGUCGCUCAUGUACAGCGUGCGGUCUUACGACUACCAUUGUCUUUUCCAUGCCAUCGAGCGCGUGGGUUUUUUUGAAUGGGCGGCGUUUUUCAUCUACUUCAACCUAGACGACGCCUUGGAGGUGCUUGUUGCAGAUUUGCCCCGUCAGGUGAUCAAUAUCUUGACUCUUCGGUACUAUGCUACUGGUGGCGAUCUCAACAACGACGUGUUGCUGAAUAUCAAAACGAUAGCCACCACCAACAUUCGGCUAGCGGUCAUUUUGUCUGUGCAGUUGUUGUCUGUGGCGAUCUUUGCAUUUUUCUUCUUCCAGUUUGUGCUUGCAAUGAUCUUUUUCAUUCCCAUCAAGGUCAAGCUCUCGGACAAGGGGUUCCGCCUGUUCAAAGCCUUCUGCUACCUGCGGGUGAACGAGAAGGUGCGUUUUCUUGUCUCGCGGAACCACAAGUCCAGAGCGCAGAUAUUGGACGAAGGCAUCUUGGACGCGGCAGAAAUCCGUGCCAAUCCUUUGCUUUCGUCGUCCUCCACCUUCGACUUGGAGAACCAACCCUUCGACCGCUAUAAUCCGUUUGGAGAAUCGGCGGUUCUGCUUGAUAACCUCAUGGAUCGCAGACCUCCACGUGCCUACACAGCUUCUUCCUUGCGUGGCCCAUUCACCCGACUGGGAAGUGCGAGCUCUCUCACUAAAAUGCCGUUGGAAGAAACCACACUCGAAGAGAAUCCGUUUGAAGGGCCUUUUGACCGCACAACUACGCUUGAGAGGAACACUUUUGGCGGCAGUUAUGACCGCAAGGGCGCUUUCGAUGGCAAAAAGAUCUAUGACCGUAAAGGAACCUUUGACAGUUCGUUUGAGCGCAAGGGAACGUUCGACAGCUCGUUCAAGCGCACAGAAACUUUUGACAGUUUGCUUGACCGCAAAGAAACAUUCAAUAGUUCGCUUGACCGCAAAGAGACAUUCGGCAGACCGCUCGGGAAGAGAAAGAUCGACCGCAAAGAAACGUUUGACUUUGCCAGCCCAUUUCUGGAUGCUCGCUCACAGUCUUUGGACCACUUUUCUGUCGAACGCACAUUUGAACAUUACCCAGCACCGUUCAGCGAUACCAGAGAGGAAAAGGACGAGAAAGAAGAUGUUUCUGUGCGGGCCACAGACUUGGGCCACACUGAGGCCAUUUCGCUGCAAUCAGAGCCUGCAACUGGGCUUGGGUCUACGCCAGAGAAAGAAGCAGAGCUUUUGGACGAUGUCACGAGCCCGCUUCUAGACCAGGACGCUGCCAAUGACCACAAGGCGCCGUAUCCGGAAAGAGGCGUCUCGCGGUAUUUUGAGGACUAG